UCUUCCUCGCACUCGCCAUCCUCCCAAGCUUCACUCUCUAACUAUAUGGCACGAGGCCUUCAAGAUUGGGUACAAGAUGAUUUACACGAUGAGACGUAUUCUCAGAGUUCUUCCCAUUCAGGGUCUUAUUCCAACCUCAACUACAUAGCUGUUGAUGAGCACAGCUCCCAGUCUCCUGCUAUGAGCAGAACUCACAACUUGACGAGGUUUUGCCCAGAAGAAAGCUCUCAUCUACAGUCAGGACAAGCCAACGUGUAUGCAGCUUCCAGCUCAACUAACAGAAGAUUGGCUUCAGACAACCGCACACUUACAAGGAACCGAUCAUUUGUAGACGUGCAGAGACAGUUACUACACCGGUCGCCAGGGGAAGAGGCUAGAAAGAAAAGAUUGUUCAAAACUGUUGGAGACGUAGAAACAGUUGGGUUUCAGUCACCUUAUGCGGUUUCACGGAAGCCACCGAGCUCAAGGCGCUAAGCUUCUCCUGUAUUUUAAUUACUGUAAAUCUAUUCAUGUAAUAUCUAAGACUGUGAGAAACAAGUUUGCUGGUUCAAAAAUGUAAAAAGUACAUUGUGAUUUAAUAAAGUUUGUGCAGAGGCUGCGUUUUGGUUA
This is a messenger RNA of Camelina sativa (false flax), 609 nucleotides long. The record is from RefSeq and is a predicted model, not a curated record. NCBI's taxonomy places the organism in Eukaryota, Viridiplantae, Streptophyta, Magnoliopsida, Brassicales, Brassicaceae.